AUGAAUCCAUCUGAAACUGCCGCACUCAACAUCUGGGCAAGUCGACUCUCUCCCUUCUGCUACAUCCAUGUGAUGGUUCGGACGCUGCCAUGGGCAACACAGAGCUCCAAAGUACCCGCUCAAGCUAUAAAAAGGAAGGAAGCCAUCACUGUCAAGCCUGUUGGCGAGAAGAAGCCCUUCGAGGCCAGAUUCGGGGACGAUGACCAGUACGAGAUGGUCGUCGAAGACUUAGAGAUGAUCGCUCUAGAGCUGGCGAAGCUGAAAAGCGCAGCAGAAGCACCUGAUGAUAUCUCACGUGUGGCUAGUCCGCCGGGUGUGCCAAGCACUGACGCACUAGAGCAGCUUCUAGCUACGCCAUCAGUGCCGGCAUCUUUAACGAAGCUGAAAAGACGCAAGCCGCGCGCUGAACUUGAAGCACCCAAGGAAGGAGAGCAGGACAUGGCUUGUUCAAACAUAAUCUUACCAGCUGGCAGGAUGGCUUCACCGCCUGCGGAUUUGUCUGUUGACUUGGACAAGAUGGCCUUUAAGCCAGAUUCUAAGAAGGAAUUCUUUGUGCCAAAGAAGAUUCCUUCCAACAAGAUUCCCUCCAUGCUUGACUUGUUGCAGACGUCAAAACCAUCCCCAAGCAUCUUCAAUCUGUCUCGGCCCAAGAAACGUCAAGCCUUGGAAGGCCAAGAAGCGCCACCAAUCAAGAAACUCGCAUCAGCAAAAGAUCUCUAUGGUUUUUGA
Molecule: messenger RNA, 729 nt
Organism: Protomyces lactucae-debilis
Lineage: Eukaryota; Fungi; Ascomycota; Taphrinomycetes; Taphrinales; Protomycetaceae
Exons: 1
Coding region: 1-729 (242 amino acids)
Source: RefSeq, a predicted model, not a curated record